UUUCCACCUGAACGGGAAACCAGAGGCCGAAGGAGAGAGAGAAGGCGCUCUCACAAAAAAGGCUUGGCGGCAUUUGCUUGUUGCUUGUAUCAGAAGAAAACCUUAAUCACCACCAUUAAAAUCAGACACUGGAGAAGGUGAAGAAAAGAAUUAUCUAUGGAGGGAGACACAGGAAAACAUUUGGUAUGCCAGAUGAUUAUGGAUGGGAAGGAGACUGAAGAAAAUGGUCUAUGGAGGACUAUCCCUUCCUGCUGCAUUAAAGCAAGGGCUUCGGCACCUGAAGCAAAAUGCAACUCCACAGUUGUUUCUGGGUGGUUCUCAGAACCUCGGUCUUGUUCUGAUGGGACUGCUGACCUGAUUUAUUACAACAAUCCUAUGUGGCCUGGGGAGGCACAUUCGCUCAAAGUAGAGAAUAUCUUAUACAAGGGCAAAUCAGAGUUCCAAGAGAUCUUGGUUUUUGAGUCCUCAACAUAUGGAAAAGUACUCGUGCUUGAUGGUAUCGUUCAGUUGACUGAGAAAGAUGAAUGUGCUUACCAAGAGAUGAUUGCUCACCUUCCCCUUUGUUCGAUUCCAUCUCCCAAAACUGUUCUGGUUGUAGGUGGUGGUGAUGGUGGGGUUUUGAGGGAAAUCUCUCGCCAUAGCUCUGUAGAGUACAUUGACAUUUGUGAGAUCGAUAAGAUGGUAAUAGAUGUGUCUAAGAAGUUCUUUCCAGAUUUAUCUAUUGGAUUUGAGGAUCCUCGUGUCCGACUUCAUGUCGGUGAUGGUGCAGAAUUUUUAAGGCAUGCACCUGAAGGGAUGUAUGAUGCAAUCAUUGUGGAUUCAUCGGAUCCUGUGGGUCCUGCUCAAGAACUUGUUGAAAGGCCCUUUUUUGAGAUGGCAGCAAGAGCGUUAAGGCCCGGUGGUGUUCUUUGUAGCAUGGCAGAAAGUAUGUGGCUUCACACACACCUUAUUCAAGAUAUGAUCUCUAUUUGCCAGGAGACAUUCAAGGGUUCUGUUCGUUAUGCAUGGACAAGUGUUCCUACAUAUCCAAGUGGUGUGAUUGGGUUUCUGAUAUGCUCAACGGAUGGACCACCUGUUGAUUUUUCAAAUCCUAUUAAUCCUAUAGAGAAAGUAGAAGGAGCUAUUAAGUUCAGGAGGGAACUCAGGUUCUACAACUCAGAGAUGCAUUCAGCCGCCUUUGCCUUGCCUUCAUUCUUGAGAAGGGAAGUAAGUGUCCUUCGUGACUCCCAAUCCUCUGUACAGGGAAUCUGUGUUUCGUAGCCCAAUUGAUUGGCAAAUUGUACUUCAUUUAACUUUCUGGUAUAUGGAAAUGCGUGUGUUUGCUAGAAGGGUAGUCAAUGUAGCUAUGUAAACUUGUAACUUAGACUUCCCUACUUAUUUGAGACCUUACAGUAAACUUGUUCUUUUUUCCAUAUAAAUUGGGAUUUUUUAA
This is a messenger RNA of Telopea speciosissima, 1432 nucleotides long. RefSeq names its product spermine synthase-like. NCBI's taxonomy places the organism in Eukaryota, Viridiplantae, Streptophyta, Magnoliopsida, Proteales, Proteaceae. Gene Ontology annotation, molecular function: spermidine synthase activity. The transcript is spliced from 11 exons. Gene Ontology annotation, biological process: spermidine biosynthetic process. Bases 157 to 1260 code for a protein of 367 amino acids. Gene Ontology annotation, cellular component: cytosol. The record is from RefSeq and is a predicted model, not a curated record.